GACGAGGAGGUGGAGGAGGAGAAGAAGAAGGAGAAAGAUUAUGAGAAAGAAGUGGAAGUGGAAGAGAGGAGGGAAGAGGAGGACGAGGAGGAGGAGGAGGAGCAGAAGGAAGAGAAGGCCGAGGAUGCUAGAGAAGAGGGUACGGAGACUCUAGCAGCCUUUCCAGAAGCCUGUGACAGACGCCAAAUGCUGCGUUGCUUCAAGACAACUCUGGCAAGGAGUUUGGCCGAAGCAUACCCGAAUCAAGGUCCAGUCCACGAUCUGCUUCAAGUAGCCAGUCUCGUGGAUCCACGAUUUAAGGCCAAAAUUCAGGAGGACGAUCCCCAUGCGGUGAAGCUACUUAAGGCCAAGGUGAGAAUCCUUCGUGCUCUAUGCGUAGGGGGGCCAUGA
Messenger RNA from Protopolystoma xenopodis, 390 nucleotides. The record is from the annotation of a GenBank genome assembly. NCBI's taxonomy places the organism in Eukaryota, Metazoa, Platyhelminthes, Monogenea, Polystomatidea, Polystomatidae.